AUGAUGGGUUUCUCGCCUGUGGAGGGGUUCCCAGGUGUGGAGGUGUUCCCAGGUGUGGAGGUGUUCCCAGGUGUGGAGGGGUUCCCAGGUGUGGAGGUGUUCCCAGGUGUGGAGGUGUUCCCAGGUGUGGAGGGGUUCCCAGGUGUGGAGGGGUUCCCAGGUGUGGAGGGGUUCCCAGGUGUGGAGGUGUUCCCAGGUGUGGAGGGGUUCCCAGGUGUGGAGGUGUUCCCAGGUGUGGAGGUGUUCCCAGGUGUGGAGGUGUUCCCAGGUGUGGAGGUGUUCCCAGGUGUGGAGGGGUUCCCAGGUGUGGAGGUGUUCCCAGGUGUGGAGGUGUUCCCAGGUGUGGAGGGGUUCCCAGGUGUGGAGGUGUUCCCAGGUGUGGAAGUUUUCCCAGGUGUGGAGGUGUUCCCAGGUGUGGAGGUGUUCCCAGGUGUGGAGGGGUUCGUCACCUUUGGAGAGGUUCCUCACCUAUUACCUCACCCGUCCUUCGCAGCAGUCAGUGUGGCCAAUAGUAUGGCCAACAGUGUGGCCAAUAGUAUGGCCAACAGUGUGGCCAACAGUAUGACCAACAGUAUGACCAACAGUGUGACCAACAGUAUGACCAACAGUGUGACCAACAGUGUGGCCAAUAGUAUGGCCAACAGUGUUGCCAACAGUGUGGCCAACAGUGUGACCAACACUGUGGCCAACAGCGUGACAAACACUGUGGCCAAGAGUGUGGCCAAGAGUGUGGCCAAGAGAUACCCCGUUAUUACUGAUAUAUUACAAGCUGUAAUAUAUCAGCUUGUACUGAUAAUAGAUAGGCGAGAGCAACUGCCAGGGUUCCAAUAA
Procambarus clarkii (red swamp crayfish) is the source of this 831-nucleotide messenger RNA. The record is from RefSeq and is a predicted model, not a curated record. NCBI's taxonomy places the organism in Eukaryota, Metazoa, Arthropoda, Malacostraca, Decapoda, Cambaridae.